This is a messenger RNA of Laetiporus sulphureus 93-53, 1062 nucleotides long. RefSeq lists its product as uncharacterized. The coding region runs from base 158 to 886 and encodes 242 amino acids. The record is from RefSeq and is a predicted model, not a curated record. The transcript is spliced from 6 exons. Gene Ontology annotation, biological process: protein acetylation. Lineage: Eukaryota; Fungi; Basidiomycota; Agaricomycetes; Polyporales; Laetiporaceae. Gene Ontology annotation, molecular function: N-acetyltransferase activity.
CCCGCAGCCCGCAGCCCGCGACCGGACGUUCACCGGUCACCAAUCGGCAUCGCGCAGUCAAUCUAUAGACCACGGACGUUGCCCUCGAGAUCAUCGAGCCGAGGUGCUAUCACAGAUCAACGGGAGAUCCCACAUAGUCCAGGAACACAGCGCGGUCAUGAGGUGCAACGCCAAUAUCAUGAUUGUCGAUCACGACGUCGUGCUCGUGCCGUAUAGGUCGGAACACGUUGCUAAAUAUCAUGAAUGGAUGACGAGCGCUGAGUUGCGCGAGCUCACGGCCAGCGAGUCGCUUUCGCUCGAGGAGGAGUACGAGAUGCAGCGAAAAUGGCGAGAAGACGAGGAUAAGCUCACGUUCAUCGUUCUCGCUGCCAGGCCAGCAGACGCAUAUCCUCCUCAUGUUACCCAGGAUCUCAGCGCUAGCAGCGCAUCAUCUUCCUCGUUCGUACCGGCUAUUGGCUCUUCGGCCGUGCGCGCGUACGAUCCCGAAUUCGUGCGCUCGCUGUCGAUGAUCGGGGAUGUCAACAUGUUUCUGAAGAACUUCGAGCGCACACACGAAGGUGGACAGGAACCAAUAGAGAAAGAAGAGGCUACAGAGGAAGAGGACGCAGCACCAGAGGCGGAGGUGGAGAUCAUGAUCGCUGAACCUGCCUAUCGCAGGCACGGCCUCGCCUCCUGUACAUUGCAACUUUUCCUUGGUUACACCCUAUCUUCUCAUGCCCUCCCCGUCGACAUCUCCCCACGACACCUUGUCGUGCGUAUUUCGGAGACGAACGCGCCCAGCAUCCGACUCUUCGAGCGGCUAGGAUGGGAGGUCGUCAAGAGGGUGGAGGUAUUCGGAGAGGUGGAGAUGCGCGUGAGAGAGGAUGUGCUGGGUGAGAAAAGGUAAGGUGGGGCGUGUAGGCAGGGCUUGUGAAGCGCUGUUCUGAGAGAGUCGACUUAUCGAGCACUAAUGAUUCCAGUGCGGAGAGGGGUCGGCGGGUGAGUAAGGCGUCUUGCAGUCUCACGGGCUUCCGAGGUUCCUUCUAAAGGUCACCCCAUCGGUGCCAGAUUUGUUCUGGGAUG